Messenger RNA from Limanda limanda (common dab), 1515 nucleotides. It is a transcript of the gene matn3a, whose product is annotated as matrilin 3a. Lineage: Eukaryota; Metazoa; Chordata; Actinopteri; Pleuronectiformes; Pleuronectidae. The record is from RefSeq and is a predicted model, not a curated record. Gene Ontology annotation, molecular function: calcium ion binding. The transcript has 6 exons. Bases 1 to 1515 code for a protein of 504 amino acids.
AUGAAGUCUUCACUGUGGAGCCUGUUGUUCGGCACCUCUCUGCUGCUCUCUGAGGUUCUGGCCACUUAUCACCUCAGUGCUUUGGAUCCUCAGGUGGUCGCUGCACAGAGCUACGCUCAGACCAGAAACAAUGGUCGACCACCGACCAGGACCCUGAAUCCUGCAAUUCACAGAAGUGAUUACACGUAUAGAGGAGGGUAUCACUACCACUACCAGCCACCACGGAUCCCUCCACCGGUUGUGUAUCAUCCUGUUCCUCUCUCUCCACCAGUGACUUACCACAGACCCUUCAUCCCCAUGCCGCCCUAUCACCACAGGUUCUCGGGGCCGGUGGCGCCGCACAUGCACCACAUAUACAAAGGCUUAUCUCCCCCUGUAGCUUUCCAGCCACAACACAGGGUCAAAGGCCCGUUUCCUUACAAAUUUAAAGUUCCGUGCCCCACAAGGUCAGACCCCACGGUACCAGCAACACCGGUGGUCCAACUCCCAACUGAGCCAGAGCCAACGGUGCUGCCAACUCUGCCUGCCACCACAGCGGCACCGCUGACCACCACCAUGCCGGCGGUGGUGACCACAGUGGAGACCCCCGCUCCUGUGACGCUACUGGUCAGUACCCACAGAGGCCUCAUCGCCAACGUCAGUCAUGUGGAGACAGAGACGGACUCCACGUGCAGGAGCCGCCUCCUGGACCUGGUCUUCAUCAUCGACAGCUCUCGCAGCGUUCGUCCUGGUGAGUUUGAGAAGGUCAAGAUCUUCCUGGCUGACAUGGUGGACACUCUGGAGGUGGGCCCGGACGCCACCAGAGUGGCUGUGGUCAACUACGCCAGCACCGUCAAGAUCGAGUUCCUGCUCAAAGACCACUUCAACAAACCUGACAUGAAGAAAGCCAUCUCCCGCAUCGGGCCCUUGGCGGCAGGGACCAUGACCGGCCUCGCCAUCAAAUCUGCAAUGAACGAGGCCUUCACCGAGCAGUCCGGAGCCCGGCCUCGCUCGGGGAACAUCUCCAAGGUGGCCAUCAUUGUGACGGACGGGAGACCUCAAGACCAGGUGGAGGAAGUGUCCGCCUCAGCGCGGGCCUCUGGCAUCGAGAUCUACGCCGUCGGGGUGGACCGUGCAGACAUGCGCUCGCUGCAGCUGAUGGCCAGCAUCCCUCUGGACGACCACGUGUUCUACGUGGAGACGUACGGCGUUAUUGAGAAGCUCACCUCCAAGUUCAGGGAGACGCUGUGCGGUCUGGACUCCUGCGCCAUGGGACACGAGUGCCAACACGUGUGUGUCAACAGCAACGUCUCCUAUUACUGCAAGUGUCGCGCCAGUUACACCCUGAACCCUGACAUGAAAACAUGUUCCCUGAAACAGAUGAAGGUGGAGGUGGUGGUGGUGGAUCCCUGUAAAUGCGAGUCCAGACUGGCCUUCCAGAAGCAGACACAGGCGGCCAUCCAGCAGCUCACAGCCAAGCUGGCGGAUGUGUCUGGGAGAAUAGAGCAUCUGGAGAACGCGCUGGGCCGUGCAUGA